Molecule: messenger RNA, 366 nt
Organism: Dibothriocephalus latus
Lineage: Eukaryota; Metazoa; Platyhelminthes; Cestoda; Diphyllobothriidea; Diphyllobothriidae
Source: the annotation of a GenBank genome assembly
GGUAUGAUUUAUCUUCAUCACAACCUGGGCCCUCACGGCAAUCUCAAGAGCUCCAACUGCCUCGUCAACUCACGUUUCCUUCUCAAAAUCACCGAUUUCGGUCUCAGCCUCCUUCGCGGUCCGAAGGAUCAGUCCUUCAGUGUGAAUUCUUACGCUUGGUAUAGGAGUAAGUCUGCAUUUGAUUAUCUUUUUUUUUCUGGUAUUUGUAAACGCGAAGAACAUCUGCGGUCCCGGAACGGCACCCUCAAGGGCGACAUCUACAGUUUCGCCAUUGUCUGCCAGGAAAUCGUCUACCGCAAGGGUGUUUUUUACGUUCGCAACGAGAAUCUUGAGCCGAAGGUAAUUAUCCGCCCUCCCUUCUGUUAA